Messenger RNA from Stylonychia lemnae, 2298 nucleotides. Lineage: Eukaryota; Ciliophora; Spirotrichea; Sporadotrichida; Oxytrichidae. The record is from the annotation of a GenBank genome assembly.
AUGGCUAAAUUAUCAGAUAAGGAAAAGCAAAAUGCUUUGAACGAGGUUAGAAUACUUGCAUCUAUAUAGCAUCCAAACGUUAUUGCUUAUAAAGAGGCAUUCUUUGAUGAAAAUUCAUCCACAUUAUGCAUAGUAAUGGAAUUUGCAGACGGAGGAGAUCUCUAUUAAAAGAUAAUAGACCAUCAGAAACGUUCUUCAACCUUCCCUGAGCGAGAAAUAUGGCAAAUAAUUGGAUAAAUGACUAAAGGUCUUAAGGCACUUCAUGAUAAGAACAUUCUACAUCGUGAUCUCAAAUGUGCUAAUGUCUUCUUGAAUCGAGAUGGAACAGUUAAGAUGGGUGAUCUAAAUGUCUCUAAAGUUGCUAAUAAAAAUGGAGGCCUUCUAUUGACAUAAACUGGCACGCCAUACUAUGCAAGCCCAGAGGUUUGGAAAGAUCAGCCUUACGAUUACAGAAGUGAUAUAUGGUCAUUAGGAUGUGUUAUUUAUGAAAUGAUAAGCCUAUAACCACCUUUUCAGGCAUAGAACAUGGAUCAACUCUACAAAAAGGUUCUGAGUGGACAAUAUCCUCCAAUCUCAAAUUCAUUCUCAAAAGAACUUAGUGAAAUAUUAGCUCAGUUGCUGCAGGUCAUUCCAUAAAAAAGACCAUCUUGUGAUACUAUCUUAAGCCAUCCUAAAAUAGUUGGACUAGGAAUAAAUGCUCAUCAGGAUCCUGUCAGUCAAGGAGAUGACAAUCUUGAUUUACUGAAAACUCUUCACAUGCCAUUGAACUUAAAUUAGCUAGGCAAGAUCCUGCCAAAGAGUAAAUAUCAGAAGAAGACACCAGUUAUUAAACUAGAAGAUAUCAAUUUAUCAUAAAGAAGACAAGGCUCAAACGAUAAAAGGAACAACGGAUAUUCUCAAUCUUAAGAAGUUCAAUUACCACAAAUUAGAGAAAUUGAAUCUGUGUAAUAGGAUAGAAGAUCUAGAUUAGCACAAAAUGUACCAAUUGCUUAGCUUUAGGCUAGAGCUCUGUCAAGAGAAGCUUCUUAGGAAUCAUUGGUAUAGAUGAAAACUAGAAGAAUUCUAUAAGAAUAGCAAAAAUAAAGACAAGGGGUAAAUUAAAUUGAACUAUCAAGAUAAGGGAUUGAAUAAAGUAGAAAUCAAUCAUUGAUUGAGAAAUAUUAGUCUCCUUAAGUUGAUAGGAGAGUUUAAAACUCUCAAAAUAAGAAUGACAGAAUUGCUCUGUAAGAUUUAAACCCAGUACAUAUGAAUAAUAAGUUGAAUACUCCUCAAUCUAUGUAAUCUAAUUAGAAUCAAGGAUCACUGCUUUAAAGAUAAAUGAGUCAUUAAAGAGAGCUGAUUACUCCUAAUGGUAACUCCAAUAGAUAACACCACGAAUAGCUAGCUGGCAUGAUCAGAUGUAAUUAGAAUGUUAUGAGUGCAAAAGAACUAAGGAAUAAAUAUUACGCUCCAAUCGAGCAAAUUCGCAAAGAUCUCUCAGAGAUGAGCAUGAACUAUGAGAGAUAGCAUCAUGAUAGCAUUCUUCACGCCAUUGAUGGAGGAAGAGGAAGAUAAAAUUACUCCCACAUAGUAAAUGACUCAAUCAAUCAAAGGUAGAAUUUAUUAGGCAGAGGAAACUAUGAAAAUCAAUAUGAGAGAAUAAAUUCAUAGUAAAGGUAAUUACUUCCUAACUCCUAUGAUAAUAGACACUAGGUGCUUCCCCCAAACAUUAUGGCUUAAAAGAGAUACAGUCAGAACAGCAAUGCUUAAUUACAAUAACUUCCUAGCAGAAAUGCAAUAUAGCAGCUAGUCCCUCAUACUCCAAAGCAACCUGGAUCUGCUAAUUAUGAUUUGAAUUAAGGCAGUAGAACUAAAAGGAUUAUCAUUAAUGAUGAGAAUCGUAAUUUGAGAUAAAUUCCGAGUAGAGCAGACAACUAUAAUUAGAACAUCAGUAGGAAUCAAUCAAAUCAAGAGGAUGAGAGCUAGAUACUCAAACAAAUGCACAAAUAAGCCUAAAUGAACAUGAGAAAUCAAUAACCAGUAAAGACUAACUACAAUAGAAGAGGAGUAAGAGGCAAUGAAAAUUAUGACCCAUUAGCAUAAUACAAGCCAGCUUCCUAAUAGCAAAAUAUGGGCCUUAAACUGCAUAUUGACAAUGAUAGCAUACAAACUGAAAGAGGGUACCAUGGAGUGCCAUCUAAUAUUGGUCAUAGACCGAUACCCAUUUCUGUAAAUAAUGGAGCAAUUACUAAUAGAAAUGUUUAGAGUCAUAAUAAUGCAUUGCCUGUGUACAAUGGCCUACGAUAUAGAAGAGCAUGA